Molecule: messenger RNA, 342 nt
Organism: Aspergillus terreus NIH2624
Lineage: Eukaryota; Fungi; Ascomycota; Eurotiomycetes; Eurotiales; Aspergillaceae
Exons: 2
Coding region: 1-342 (113 amino acids)
Source: RefSeq, a predicted model, not a curated record
AUGCCCAUGAAUGAUACUCCGCGAAACUGUCCAGUACUCGGCAGGAAAGAAAAACUGGUUGUUGUAAACAGAACGGAGGGUCAGGCCAUGCUGCAGACAUCGAGAUGGCAAACUUUCAAUGAUCGAUGGACCCGACAGAAUGGCUCGCAACCUGCGAUCGCUUGCAGAAGGCCCCAUCUCCAGCCAACGAGGACUCAGUGGCGUGUCCCGAGGAGGUCGAUACGGAGCUUAUCAGCCGUGAUGGUUCUCCAGCCCGCCGGGUACAUCGUAUUGCACUUUUCAGACAGCCACAAUGUGAUCACCGAGGGGAAGGGUUCAGAAAUCAUGCUCGAGGACAAGUGA